Molecule: messenger RNA, 2754 nt
Organism: Sander lucioperca (pikeperch)
Lineage: Eukaryota; Metazoa; Chordata; Actinopteri; Perciformes; Percidae
Gene: lancl2
Product: LanC lantibiotic synthetase component C-like 2 (bacterial)
Exons: 10
Coding region: 297-1592 (431 amino acids)
Biological process (GO): peptide modification; carbohydrate metabolic process
Cellular component (GO): plasma membrane
Source: RefSeq, a predicted model, not a curated record
ACCGGGUCAGCAGUGUGAUGGCUCAGAGAGCAGCGGGGGACAGUGAUGCAGCAGUGACACAUGGCACCGCCUGCCCGCUCUGACUGCAGCUCCCUCAGUACAUCCACCGGGAGACAGGAGCGGCCGGGCCAGGGGAGGCUGAGAGAGGCUGCCGGGAGGCUGGAGGCUGCCGCAACCCCCCACCAGGAUCAGCCCCAGACCAAGCCGCUGUGGAGAGACUGAGGACUGGACGGACCGCGGAUCAUAUCCCCUCCUGUGUGCCUGAGGCUUUCCGUCCCUCCCGAGCCGCCGUAGCGAUGGGAGAUAACGUGUCCAAGCGUCUGAAGCUGAUCUCGGCUCCAGACGCGGAGAUGGAGGAGCGCUCUUUCCCGAACCCGUACCUGGACUGGGAGCAGAGGCUGCCCGGCUCCAGCUCCGGAGCAGAACCCCAGUACAACGAGCCGUUCGAUGCCGACGGACAGGUUAGCGCAGCUUUCCAGAAGAAGGUCCAGAAUAAGAUCAAAGAUCUCCUUCAGCAGAUGGAGGAGGGCCUGAAGACUGCCGACCCCCAUGACUUCUCCACCUACACCGGCUGGACAGGCAUUGCCCUGCUGUACCUCCAGCUAUACCGGGCGUCCCGUGAAGCCACCCACCUGCAGAGGGCGCUGGACUACGUGAAGAGGACCAUGAGGAUCCUGAAUGGCCGUAAAGUGACUUUCCUGUGUGGCGACGCGGGGCCGUUGGCAGUGGGCGCGGUGGUUUACCACAAACUGAAUAACACUGCUGAUAGUCAGGACUGUCUGUCCAGGCUCCUCCAGCUCCAGGGCUCCGUGCUGGCUCCAGACUCUGAGAUGCCAGAUGAGCUGCUGUAUGGCCGGGCCGGCUACCUUUACGCUCUGCUCUACGUUAACAAAGAGAUAGGAGCUGACACAGUGGAUGAGAGCACCAUUACAAAGGUGGUGAUGGCCAUCGUGGAAUCAGGGAAGAACAUGUCAGCCGAGCAGAAGAAGUCGGAUCGCUGCCCUCUGCUCUACGAAUGGCACAAGAAGCAGUACAUUGGUGCUGCCCAUGGCCUGGCUGGAAUCUAUUACAUGCUGAUGCAGCCAGGAGCAAAGGUCCAUCCAGACAUUCUGGCCCAGUUGAUCCGUCCCAGCAUCGACUACGUCCGCCACAAGAGGUUUCGUUCGGGGAACUUCCCAUCGUCGCUGAGUAACGAGAGUGACCGGCUGGUUCACUGGUGCCACGGAGCUCCUGGUGUCAUCCAUAUGCUCAUCAUGGCUUAUAAGGUGUUUAAAGAGGAGAAGUACUUGAAGGAGGCCGCAGAAUGUGCGGAGGUGAUCUGGCAGCGGGGCCUGCUCAGAAAAGGCUACGGUAUCUGCCACGGCACCGCCGGCAACGGAUACGCCUUCCUGUCCCUUUACAAGCUGACCCAGGAGAAGAAAUAUCUGUACCGCGCAUGCAAGUUUGCCGAGUGGUGUUUGGACUACGGGACCCACGGCUGUCGAAUCCCAGACAGACCCUACUCUCUUUUUGAAGGUAUGGCAGGGGCUGUCUACUACCUAUCAGAGGUGGAAAAGCCUGAAGCCUCCUGCCUCCCUGCCUUUGAACUUUGACCUGCCAACUGAUGGGAUAGAGGAUGAAGGGGACGGGGGGACAAAAUGUUUGAGUCUUUGCUCGAAAGCUGGCCAAGGAUGUACAGUAUUUGUGAUGGAGCUUUCAACCUUGGUCAUGAGUAAGUAGUGAGCAAUUACACUGAAAAUGAAGAACUGAGCAGAGUGAGUGCAAUUGUUUGUUUGUUAGAGUAAACAUAUGGUUUGGUUUGUGAAAUUAAAAUUGUAUACAAACAGAUAAAGGCAAGAUUAACUACUAAAUGAUGGACUGAAGAGGACAAUGUUGUGGAUUUUUCUCUUCUUGAAGAUGGACGUGUGUUGGGGCAGAGACAUGGACCCCCCUGUCUCUUCCUGGCAUGGACACAAGAGAGAGAACCCACUCUAACCCUCAGCCUUUAAUAGCAUUGCACCCAGGCCAAGGAAGAGGGGGGGUGUGGAGAGAGCUGAAGAUGGUUGUUGUUUCUAUGCCUCUGCAUGCUCUGUAACUUGUUCUUGGUGCCUCAUAUCCUGUCAAUGUAGUGCUUUCCUCUUCCUGUAUUUGUACAUGUCACAUUGGCUCUUUCAUUUCAUAUAGAAGUCUAAACUAACUUAGUGCGAGUUUGAAGAUUGCCAGACUUGUGUGAAGCUAACCAAUACAGCUGUUAAGUCAGACUAACAUUGGAUUUCUCCUUACUUUUUGUGCAAGGAAAUAUAAACUAUAAAGAUACUUCAGAUAUUGUGCACAUUUUCCCAUUUUUCAAGUCAUUUUUUAGAACCCUUUUUGGAUGUAGCCUCUGGUUAGGGUUUUCCGUAGCAGUGAUUGAUCUGAGUACAAAGCCUUUGUUUACCCUGUAAGAAGUCCAUUUAGUCUUUGCUACUGUAUUAAUCAUCAUGUCCAACAUUGGCUGUUUGGGUGGACCCAUUGUGCCGAUAAGACGAAUUCCACUCGAAAAGUGGAAGCUAGUUAGCCUGGCUGGUUAACACACUGAUUCCCACUAGACUAUUACUUUUUGGUCAUGUGAUUUCAGCAUCUGCUGAGUCACCUGCAGCUCGUGCACACGCAGUGUUGUGUUGGAUCCGCAUUAUAUAAAGUUUAGUGUUAGCUGUCUCUCUUUAAGGUCCAGUCUAUACCAGAGUGACAUACGGAGUCACAUAGGGAGGGCUGAAAUCAAACAAGGGGCAAAUC